AUGGCAAAAAUGAUUUUUCUGAUUUUCGUUGGUUUUCCUUCGAUGGCUACUCUUGGUGAAGCGAUUUGUUGUGAUUCGAUAAAGUCACUAGUGGAGGAGAAGAGUGAAGCGAACAAAACAUUAUGCGGUGCUGGAAACACACUUCCUCCUCAGUGUUGCAGAGAUAUUGCAAAUAUGGUUAGAGAAUAUGUUGAUGCAUAUGAAGCAUUAUGUUUGAAUAAUAGUAAGUAUUAGUAAAGUCUUUAUUUGCAUGCAUGUGUAACACAGAAUAGGGCCAUAUAUAUACGAGCAAAAAUAGGUUAGUAACGCACGUAACGAACGUAGGCUAUAUAUAUCAGUAACGUGAGAAUCUGAUUUCUGAUUGGUUAUUCAUAUAAUAAUACGUUGCAUAUUGCUCCAUAUAUAGCAAACGCUUGUCACCUUUGUCGAUCGCUUUAUUCACGGUAUUAAACAUAUAUUGGCAUUGCAUGUUGUCACUGAUUUUAUAAUAAUUCGAUUUGUUAGCACUCCUAGCUUUAAGUAUCUUACUACUAGUUACUGCUGUGACAGUUGGAUCAUGUCUUCCGUGUCGGGUUUGCACUUAGCUGAAAAUUAGCCCCCAAAAUAAAACCCAUUCUGCCGCCACUCGACUCAGUCCUUUGAGACCUUUGAAAAGAUGGUCAAAAAGUUCACCAAAACUUGUGCUAAAUAUCAGGACCACUCCCCCCCCCCCACAAUGUUAAUAUGUUCAGAAAAUAUUACCAACCGUUGAAACCAGCAUGUUCAAUCAAGAAGUUUGACCUAUCGAUUCUUCAAUUGCCGCAUCGAUGGUGAGUAUAUAAAUUAAAAAUAAAAUAUUGACAAUAUUUAAAACAUUUCCAAAAUACUAAAUUUGAACUAAUCAGUUAUAAUAAUAAUCAGUAAUAAUAAAACUGGAAGUUUCAAGUUUCCAAACUGAACUCCCAUUGGCAAUGCCAUAUACAAUUCCUAAAUGGGCAACAAGCAUCUCGACAUUGUUCAAAAAUUGAAAGAAUUUUAAUCUUGAAUGUGGAAAAGUGCGAUUUCAAUCGACCACUUAAUUUAAAUCAGAUCGUAAUUGGUUAUUUUAAUCGCAAAGAUUCAAUGAAGGUGUCAUUUGACAGCUAAAAGCCUGAUCUUUAUACAUACGAAAACAGAAAACUUAUAAACGUAAUAAUUAACACCAAAAAUAGAGCCAUAUAUUUCUGCAAGUGUAAUGGCAAAUUAUCUAUUUUAUUCAAGCUUCAUGUAUAGAUCCCAAACCAUUAGGAAUGACAAGUGGUAAAAUACCUGAUGAUGCAAUCACGGCGUCAUCUACUAGUUAUGCCAGCAAUUACAAACCUAGCUAUGCAAGACUGGCAAAGGCAGGUUCUAGCUGCUCUUGGACACCUACAACAGCAAAGAGAAUCGGCUCGUGGCUUCAGGUUGAUCUGGGACAACUCACCACAGUGACAGGAAUAGCAACCCAGGGAACAUGCUAUAACAAAAAUGAAUGGGCAAAGUCGUACUCGGUUUCAUACAGCAAUGAACCCAAUUCAUGGACAUCUUACGAAGAAUCAGGGAAUGUAAAGGUAAGUCAGCGCGUCAAUCUU
Messenger RNA from Paramuricea clavata, 1589 nucleotides. Lineage: Eukaryota; Metazoa; Cnidaria; Anthozoa; Malacalcyonacea; Plexauridae. The record is from the annotation of a GenBank genome assembly.